Molecule: messenger RNA, 915 nt
Organism: Heterocephalus glaber (naked mole-rat)
Lineage: Eukaryota; Metazoa; Chordata; Mammalia; Rodentia; Bathyergidae
Product: olfactory receptor 4K3-like
Biological process (GO): G protein-coupled receptor signaling pathway
Cellular component (GO): membrane
Molecular function (GO): G protein-coupled receptor activity; olfactory receptor activity
Source: RefSeq, a predicted model, not a curated record
UAAAUGGAAAAAGUAAACCAAUCUGUGGUGUCAAAAUUCAUUAUUCUUGGUCUUUGUGACUCAUGGGAGCUCCAGGUCUUCUUUCUAGUGACAUUUUCUUCACUUUAUUUGAUCACCGUGUUAGGCAACAUCUUCAUUGCGGUCAUAAUCAUUACUGACCCCCAUCUCCACUCUCCCAUGUACUUCCUGUUGGCCAACCUUUCCUUCAUUGACUUCUGCCUUUCCUCAGUCACUACCCCUAAAAUGAUCACAGACUUUCUCAAAGAAAAUAAGACCAUCUCUUUUGGAGGGUGUAUGUGUCAGAUUUUCUUUGGACACUUCUUUGGUGGAGGUGAGAUGGUACUGCUUGUUUCAAUGGCCUAUGACCGUUAUGUGGCCAUCUGUAAGCCACUCCAUUACUCUAGCAUCAUGAACACACAUAUGUGCUUUGGGUUAGUGAUGACAUCAUGGAUCAUUGGCUUUGUACAUUCAAUUAGCCAACUAGUUAUUAUUGUAAGGCUGCCAUUCUGUGGACCUAGAGAAUUGGAUAGUUUUUUCUGUGAUAUUCCAUUGGUGAUCAAGCUAGCAUGCACGGACACCUAUAUUCUAGAAAUUUUGAUAAAUGCUGACAGUGGCAUACUAGCAACCAUCUGCUUCAUUCUGUUGCUGUUCUCUUACUCUCAUAUUCUGUUUACUGUGUGCCUUCAUUCUAAGAGUGAGUCAUCCAAGGCUCUUUCUACCUGUACUGCCCACAUCACAGUGGUGGUGUUAUUCUUUGGGCCCUGCAUCUUCAUCUACCUGUGGCCAGUCAGCAUUACAUGGUUGGACAAGUUUCUUGCUGUGUUUUAUGCAGUGAUCACUCCUCUACUAAAUCCAGCCAUUUAUACCUUUAGAAACAAUGAGAUUAAAAUUGCCAUGAGGAGACUAAAAUGUUAG